AUGAAGGAACUUGAUAAACUGAUAGGCUUGCCAUUAGACUCCUCACAAGGAAAAUCAAAUGUAGUCCCUGUGUGCGGGGAUGAUGGUGUUGGGAAAUCAUCUCUUGUCAGAACUGUUUACAACCAUUAUGUGGCCAAUAACCGUGGAAUGUUCAAUAUGUUCGUUUGGGUCAAUGUAUCCCAUCCUUUCAAUCUCAUGGACUUUUCACAGAGCUUACUCCUGGAUAUGCAUUUGGAACCACCUUAUUCUGGAAGGAUAUAUCGAGAUGCAUUUCAAGCUGAAUAUGAUGCCAUCAAAUUGUGUAAGGAGGUUCUUAAGGAGCGUCAGUGUCUCGUGGUUGUUGCCGGAUUGCAGUCCAAAAAUGACUGGGACACGAUAAAUAAUGAGUUGGUAUCAGCUGGAACUUAUGCAAACUGUAUCAUUGUCAUUACUACUAAAGAAAGUGUAGCCACACAUUGUGCAGCGUCUUCUGGCAGAGUGUGCAAUGUCAAACCUCUAGAUGCUGCUGUAGCCCUUGACCUCUUCAGAAAGGUAUUUCCAUUUGGAAGCUCUCUGAAUGAGAAUAUGAUCGAGCAAGCCAAACCUCUAUUAUCCAAAUGCGAUGGAGUUCCCAAACGAAUAAUCACUUUGGCUAGCUACUUGGGCCCCUUGGCUAACCGACCAAGAGAAACACAAGAACGGGAGCGGAAACGCCUUAAUGACAACUUUAAGCAUGAAGUGACCAUGGCAAAGUGUGAUAGCUUCCUGAGCAUAUUCACUUCUAUUAGUUCGAGCUUUGAUGCUUGUCCUCAUUUACUCAAGAAAUGUAUCUUCUACCUCUCAAUUUUCCCUGAAAACAAAAUGAUCCGUAAAAGGCAUUUGGUGAGGCGGUGGAUAGCAGAAGGAUACUCCAAGGGCAUUGGUAGCUGUAGCUUGGAGAACGAUGCAGAGAAGCUCUUUAACAAGAUUGCUGAGCUUGGAAUGAUACAGCAAGCACAACAACCAAUUACUGAGACCGAUGUCAUCAGAAAGGUCUCGUGGCAGGUGAAUUGCUUGAUCCUCGAGUACAUCAUCUCGUGGCAAACAGAAGAGAAAGUUCUCCUUCCUCUGGAGGUCUCUGUAUUGGAAGGGAAGUGCAGCCUAACCACUGGACGUGUUGGCCAGCACCUGGCCAUUAGGAAGUGCUGGGAAGGAGACGAAUUUAUGUUCAACAGCAUGGACUUCUCCAGGUUACGUUCUUUGACUGUGUUUGAAAACUGGAAGCCAUUCUUCAUCUCCGAAAAGAUGAGGGUGCUUCGGGUGCUUGAUCUGGAAGGUACACCAAAUAUAAAAAAUGGUGACCUUGAUCAAAUCGGGGAUAUGAUACCUCGCCUCAAGUUCUUGUCACUAAGAAGAUGCACACCAAUCUCUCAGCUGCCGGAUUCCAUGGGUGAGCUUAGGCAGCUCCAGACUCUUGAUAUCAGAUACACCAAAAUAAUCACACUACCAAAAAGUAUUAUCAAUCUACGGAAGCUGCAGUAUAUUCGUGCUGGUGAGACCACACCCGGUCCCGAGGAGAUGAAUGAGGAGCCAUACAGGCCAAGGAGGACCAGGAUACUUCACACUCUGUUAUCCUAUUCCCCCAAGUCAAGCAGACGUGGAUCUCCUACUUGCCAUGGUAUCAAGGCUCCUAAGGGGAUCGGGAGGCUGACGAACUUGCACACAUUGGGUGUUGUAUAUGCCAAUAUUGCAGGUGGAGAGUCCAUUCUGAGAGAGCUCAGUUACCUUACCCAAUUGCGCAAGCUCAUAGUGUCUGGCAUCAAUGGCAACAAUAGCUGGGGUUUGUUUAACAUCAGCUGGCACGCUCUCACCAAUUUGACAUCCUUGUCAAUGGGGCUCACGAAAGGCAGUGACAAACACCUCCUGCAAUUCCUUGAGCUUCCGGAGAAACUACAGCGCCUUAAGCUCUAUGGGCAUGUAGCAAAGUUGCCAAAGCACAUCGGGAGACUGGACAAUCUCACCAAGUUGACUUUACAAAUGACAACCUUGUUUACAAUGGAGGACAUACAGGAGCUCGGGAAGCUAAAAAGGCUGCAUACCCUACGCCUUCGUUUUGUCGUCACAGAUAAUGAUAAUAGUGGUGAGAUCAAGUUUUGUGCCAAGGUGGAUAGUAGCUCUACCAGGGUGAGCUCUACAGCACCUGCCUUUUUUGAUGAACUGAAUACCCUUGAGAUUGCUUGCCGCUCCAGUAUACAUGUGAGCUUCCUUGACCAGAUGAUAAAGCUUGAGCAGCUGAAGGUUGACUGCAGUUACGGAUUGUCGUUGGACUUUACUGGACUAGAGCAUCUCAUUUCUCUCAACCAGGUAGUGCUUAAGGGUUCCCCUAGCGAUGGCUGCGACUGCGAUGCAUUCAAGGAAGCACUGAAGCAGAAGCUUGCCCAACAUCCGAAGCAACCGCCUUUGAAGCAGGAGCAGAAAUUCCGCCCAGGCCAGUAGUCUGCAGAAAAAGACACGACUUGACGGUCGUCAGUUAAAGUGGGUUGCUCGAUGAAGGGCCGCGAUCACUUGCACAUGGUGUUUAGAGGAUAACCUCGCCUCCUAAACUAAAUUUUGAUGUAUUAUCGUCGAAGUGGAAGUGUGUAGUUAAAGUGUGUAGUUUCUGUGAAAAAAGUGAAGUGUGUAGUUACUGCUACAUGAUGGACUGCUACGCGAUGAAUUAUUAGUGAAUUAAUUUGAUGCGAUGGUUGACGAAAA
Panicum virgatum (switchgrass) is the source of this 2712-nucleotide messenger RNA. RefSeq names its product disease resistance protein Pik-2-like. NCBI's taxonomy places the organism in Eukaryota, Viridiplantae, Streptophyta, Magnoliopsida, Poales, Poaceae. Bases 1 to 2454 code for a protein of 817 amino acids. The record is from RefSeq and is a predicted model, not a curated record. Gene Ontology annotation, molecular function: ADP binding. The transcript is spliced from 2 exons. Gene Ontology annotation, biological process: defense response to other organism.